This is a messenger RNA of Belonocnema kinseyi, 2122 nucleotides long. RefSeq names its product slowpoke-binding protein (gene Slob). The transcript is spliced from 10 exons. Lineage: Eukaryota; Metazoa; Arthropoda; Insecta; Hymenoptera; Cynipidae. The coding region runs from base 337 to 1809 and encodes 490 amino acids. The record is from RefSeq and is a predicted model, not a curated record.
UCCGGCGACCCGCGAGACCCGCGGCCAGUGCAUUUCCACCCUCGCGGAGAGAGUUCAACGUCAUUGAAUAGUGAAUACUCUCCAUGAGACCCUAAAUAUCCGCUUUUUUCGAAUCCUUGUUUCGAACCCGACAAUCAUCGAUUCCUGGUGGCGAAGCGAAGAUGAAUCCUGAUGUCGAGAUGCAAUUCUUCCAGGGAAGCAUCCUCUAGAUUUUCGUCUAUGCGGAUCUAAUAGCAUUUAUAAUAAACUGAGAUUUUUAGUUUGUUAGCACGAUUACUAAAGAUCCAAUUUAUUGGGACCAAAACAUUCAAUACACUCUCAGUAAAUCACUAGAAGAUGUUCAACCUUUACCAGAAUUUCAGUAAGAAUAAGGAUGAUUGUGAAUAUCGCAAAGAAAUUGAGGUCACAGGUCAUGACAGAUUUUGCCAAGAGAGACCAGGACUUCGUAGAAAAAGAAGAAAUGCAGGUCGUAGGACGCAUAGCGCCAUCGAGUUUGAUUCGGAAGCAAUAGUAACAGAGAGGGGUGUUCUCCGAAGAGGUCGAAGUGUCAGCAUUGAAGAAGAUGAGAGCGAGGAAGAAAAAAGCUACCCACUCACCACCAAAAUCGACAGUCUUGCCAAAAUUCUCUUCAACCGAGUUUCCGCUGCCAGAGGCUGUCGAGAACAAAACGAAGUUAGAAAUGGAAAACAUCAAUACACUGCCCUGGGAAAUGGACCUUCCGGUUGUGACGACGUUGGAGAAUACGUGGAAAUGGAAAAGCGAUCGAGAGAUCGUGCCCUAUCGAUUUGUACCACUUACAUUCAUGGAACGUCUCGUUACAGUUUACUUAAGCAGCUUAACAAUAUCGGCUCUCGAGUUGAUAAACAUUGGUUCAUGGUGAGAGACAUUUCUUUAAAAACAGAUCGACUUCUGACUCUAACGCCUCUAAACCAAAAGUGUUCCCUGGAAAUCAGCCCUUCGACGAAGGACGUUCUCAAUCACCUUUUUCUUGCUCUACAACAUCCUUACAUUUGUCCAGUUCUCGAUCUCGAGUUCAUUGAAUAUGAGGGCAUGAAUUAUGCAAUUCUAGUCCAGCCAAUCAAUCAUGGAAGUUUAAAGGAUUUGAUUUACGGGAUUGAAAGAAACUGUUGGAACGAAGAUUGGGGUCAAAAAUAUGCAGCCCGAGGCAGAGGCCUCACUUUGCCCCAAAUACAAAUAAUGGGUCGACAAAUCUUGGAGGCUCUUGUUUUCCUGAAAGAACGUGGAUUUCCUACUGUCACCCAUUUACAUUCUGGAAAUGUCGUGGUACAAAAUGGAGUUGCACGUCUCGCUGGAUUAGAAAAUACUCUUCUGAGUUUUACAAGUCGAACGCAUCCCAUAAUUACUUCUCGAUUAGUUAAUCAUAGUUCAAUGGAUACCAUUUGCUUCGGUCACAUGCUGUUUGAGAUGUGUACAGGAUACGAAUUGUGUUCCUUCAGACCUUCAGCAGUUCAUGUUACUGAUCUACAAAAAUAUCCUCAAGUGAAUGCAUUUCUGAAAUAUUUGUUUGAGGGACCUCGAUUUCCAAGUGUGGAGGAGCUCAUAAUCCACGAUCUUUUCAGAAAUAUUGAUCUCCGUGAAAUGCGAAGUGCUCCAGUCACGAUAUUUCGUCCAUCUCUGACACCAUCCAUUGUAAAUCUACUCGACAGUAUUAAGCGUUCAAAUUCCAGCACACGAAUUUCUUCCUUGGACAGCGACGACAUGAUAUCCCUGAAAAGUCCAGAGGCGGAAUACAGCGAAGACUCGCUUCUUGCUCAAAUUUACAACGAGCUUUCAAACACGUCUAUCUAAUAUGGGAACAAUUUUCUUCAGAUUUUGCUUCUUUACAUUCAUACCUCUCAUUACUAAGUGCCAACAUUUGUUAAAUAGCCUAACUCGAAAUCAUACUGAUAUAUACUAUAUUUGCUAACAAGUGCUACAAACGAAAACUAAAACCUGCGAUUCUAAAUCAUUUUAACUCGGAAAGAUUAUUUAAAGAGCUAUAAAGCUUCUGAAGAAUCUUUUAUCUUUUUAGAUUAUUAAAAAAUAUAAAGCAUAUUCACAACUUUAUAAGGUGCCCUGGUGAGAUUAUUGUCAGCGAAUCAAUAAAUCUACUACAAAUCUA